AUGAGCCGACUGGAGCCUAGGCUUGAGCAGAAACUGACAAAUUUUUUUCGGUUCUCUUUCAGAGCUAAACAACGGCCUGAUGACGUCUUGCACAAUGCGUCGAUGCCUAAAGCUGACUCCUACUCUUCUAACGAUGCCUACGAGGCCACGUUAAGCAAGGUAUGUAAUGAGCUAAAGCUUCCUGAAAGCCUGGCUGUUAGAAUCCGUCGAGAUCUGCUUGAUGCCAUAAGCGCCGACGAGACCGGACCGGAUAUGGAGCCAAAGCAGGUGGCAAUCCUAGUGUAUGGGGUACUGGACAGACACGGUCUGGAGCGUGACGGUGCAUUGGAAGAGAGUCUAGUGAACGUCGUAAUCAGCCUUAUUCAGCAGAAGGCAAGACUCCAGGGCCAGCCAAUGGAAAAAGUGGCGGCAACGAAUGGAGCCAACUUGGAGCAAAAAUUGACAGCGAACUCGAUGGACGGACACUCGCUAAAGGAUGUGGCAGACUCUGAAGCUCGAAUAGAAGAGCCUAGUGUCAAAGCCGUGAACAAUGAGGCACAGUGGAAAGGAGACGGAAUGGUUGAGUCAAAAAUUCUCGAGUCUGGCAGGGUCGAGGAAGUAGAGACUCAUAGAACCGGCGAUCCAUUGACUAUGUCGAGUGAAUAUCACACGCAGCAAAUUGUAGCCUUAACUGAACUUGGCCUUUCCAAGAUCUGGAUAGAUGAAUUAAUAGCAGAGGUUUCUAAAAUCCCCAAGUUCGCACUGACCAACUUACGACUUCACAAAAUCAUUGGUUCUCAUCUGGCCAAUCACCAGAUCACUUUGAAUGAAAAGGAUGAACUUCAGCUAAAAAAUACAUUGUUAGAAUACAGGAACCAGACUCAUGGUCCAGAGCACAUCGGAGCCUCCGAGCAAAAUGCAAGAACCGAAAGCCUCCAUCAGCCAAGACGAUCGGUGAUCCAACUAGUCAGCUUUGAAAAUAAGGAAGAUGAAAAUCUGGAAGGUGAGGAAGCCGAUCAGACGCCUUCGGAUGAAUCAACAAUGCGCGAAAUGAUGAACAGGACGUCCUCAGUCAACGAAAAGGCAAGAGAGCCUGUGACUGCUCUUGAUACUGACAAUGUCAAGACUUCACCUACCUCUUUGGGGAAUAUGGGAAUUUCUGGUAUGGCAGCAAAUGACGGUUUGCCGAAUGAGAAAGUAUCCUCAAAACCAAGCGCCCCAUUAUCUUCACAACCGGCCGCCCAGCCUGCACAUCCCGGAGUUAGUGGGGAAAAAACUGAAAUC
Molecule: messenger RNA, 1263 nt
Organism: Protopolystoma xenopodis
Lineage: Eukaryota; Metazoa; Platyhelminthes; Monogenea; Polystomatidea; Polystomatidae
Source: the annotation of a GenBank genome assembly